This is a messenger RNA of Penicillium longicatenatum, 1488 nucleotides long. RefSeq names its product homoserine O-acetyltransferase (gene met2). Bases 1 to 1488 code for a protein of 495 amino acids. Lineage: Eukaryota; Fungi; Ascomycota; Eurotiomycetes; Eurotiales; Aspergillaceae. The transcript has 3 exons. Gene Ontology annotation, biological process: L-homoserine metabolic process. The record is from RefSeq and is a predicted model, not a curated record. Gene Ontology annotation, molecular function: homoserine O-acetyltransferase activity.
AUGUCCACUGCAAGCACAGCUCCUGUUGAGCGACUCCAGAGAGUCGAUUCGCAGCCGGAGAACCCCUACGCCAGCUUGAUUGAAGACCAGCACAUUGCCGUGAUUCCGUCUUUCACACUCGAGUCUGGUGUGACCCUUUACAAUGUUCCCGUUGCAUACACCACACGGGGUGUCCUGUCACCCAAGGGCGACAAUGCAUUGGUCAUCUGUCACGCAUUGAGUGGCAGCGCCGAUGUCGCUGACUGGUGGGGCCCACUCCUCGGCGGUCCGGGUCAAGCAUUUGAUGUGUCACGAUUUUUCGUCAUCUGCUUGAACAGCUUGGGCAGCCCUUACGGAAGCGCCAGCGCUGUGACAUACAAGGAUGGUAAGCCUGAAAAUGGUUACUAUGGACCCGAGUUCCCUUUGACCACUGUCCGUGACGACGUGAACAUUCACAAAUUGGUUCUGGAUGAUUUGGGUGUUAAGCAGAUCGCCGCCGUUGUUGGAGGUUCCAUGGGUGGUAUGCUCACCCUGGAAUACUCUUUCUUUGGCAAGGACUAUGUUCGGGCGAUUGUGCCAAUUGCGACGUCCGCACGUCAUUCCGCGUGGUGCAUUAGCUGGGGUGAAGCACAAAGACAGAGUAUUUACUCUGACCCCAAGUAUGAUGACGGAUACUAUCCGUUCAAUGAUCCCCCUGCUACCGGUCUUGGGGCAGCCCGCAUGUCGGCGCUCCUCACAUACCGUUCCCGAGACUCCUUCGAGUCGCGAUUCGGUCGUAAUGUGCCCGACCCCUCCAAGCGGGUUAACAUCAAUGGCGGUGAGAAGCUACCUACCCCUCCCAAUGAGCACUGGGCCAUUCAUAAUGAUGGCCAUCGGCCUGGUGCGACUUCUCGCUCCGAGAGCCGCCAGAACUCGCCUGUCCCUCAGACCCAGACGGAGGUUCAGUUCAUGGACCCUCAGUUUUCGGGCACCAAGACUUUCUCUCCCGAGGUCCCAGUGAAGACCGAUUCUGCAGGUCGUCCGCGUCCGCCCACCUACUUCUCCGCGCAAUCCUACCUUCGCUACCAGGGAGAUAAGUUUGUCAAGCGCUUUGAUGCCAACUGCUACAUCGCUAUGACCCGCAAGCUCGACACGCACGACGUGUCCCGCCACCGUGCCAAUGGGGAGUUAGAGAACCGUGUCCGUGAGGCACUCUCUUCCAUUGAGCAGCCUGCUCUGGUGUUGGGCAUUGAGUCCGAUGGACUCUUCACCUUUGCCGAGCAGCAGGAAAUUGCGGCUGGAAUCCCGGAUUCCCGUCUCAAGCGCAUCGACAGCCCAGAGGGUCACGAUGCCUUCCUCUUGCAGUUCGAGCAGGUCAACCGCCACAUCGUGGAGUUCUUCCACGAGGUUUUGCCCGAUAUCAUGGCCCAUACCACCGCAGAGGGUGCCGCUGCCGUCGCGAGCGUCACCAAGCUCACCAAAAGCAGCACAUUCGGUGAGGCCGAGGUGGAGGACAUUACCGCGUGGUAA